GGAGAUAUGAGUGGUAUAAAGGCACAGACAGUGUAAUGUUACAGACGUCUGAGCGUUACACUGUAAACAGAGACACUCUCACUAUCAGAGGACUGAAUGAGUCUGAUCAGGAUCAGUACUGGUGUAGAGGACAGAGAGAUGAAAGACCAAAAUCAUCACAGGAGAGUGAACGAAUAAAUCUGUCUGUUAAUGAUUCACCCAGAUCUACACUGACUGUGACACCAGACAGUCCUGUAUUCACUGGAGAGACAGUCAAUCUGACGUGUGUGAUUGAGUCUUACAGUAACUGGAGAUAUGAGUGGUAUAAAGGCACAGACAGUGUAAUGUUACAGAUGUCUGAGCGUUACACUGUAAACAGAGACACUCUCACUAUCAGAGGAGCUACUGAGUCUGAUCAGGGUCAGUACUGGUGUAGAGGACAGAGAGAUGAAAGACCAAAAUCAUCACAAUCAAGCUCUGUUUAUCUCAAUGUGACGGAUUUACCCACAUCUACUCUGAUUGUGACACCAGACAGUCCUGUAUUCACUGGAGAGACAGUCAAUCUGACGUGUGUGAUUGAGUCUUACAGUAACUGGAGAUAUGAGUGGUAUAAAGGCGGAAACAACAGUGUAAUGUUACAGACGUCUGAGCGUUACACUGUAAACAGAGACACUCUCUCUAUCAGAGGAGCUACUGAGUCUGAUCAGGAUCAGUACUGGUGUAGAGGACAGAGAUAUGAAAGACCAAAAUCAUCACAGGAGAGUGAACGAAUAAAUCUGUCUGAUAAUGCGAGACCAAAAGCUGUAGUGAAGGUGACUCCAGAUCAGCGUGUGUUCAGAGGAGAGACAGUCACUCUCACAUGUGACAUACAGGGAGGAGGAAACAUUCAGUGGACAUACAGCUGGUUUAAAGAUGUAAACACUUUCUAUCCAUACAGAACAACAAGAACAGCAGAGUUCAGUUUCAGAGCUGAUUAUGUGUCUUACAGUGGUAAAUACAGCUGUAGAGGAGAGAGAUCAGCUUCACAGAGAUCAGACAUCAGUGCUGCUGUUACACUGACUGUAUCAGAUUUACCCAGAUCUACACUGACUGUGACACCAGACAGUCCUGUAUUCACUGGAGAGACAGUCAAUCUGAAGUGUGUGAUUGAGUCUCACAGUAACUGGAGAUAUGAGUGGUAUAAAGGCACAGACAGUGUAAUGUUACAUCCGUCUGAGCGUUACACUGUAAACAGAGACACUCUCACUAUCAGAGGAGCUACUGAGUCUGAUCAGGAUCAGUACACGUGUAGAGGACAGAGAGAUAAAAGACCAAAAUCAUCACAAUCAAGCUCUGUUUCUCUCUCUGUGAUGGAUUCACCCAGAUCUACACUGACUGUAACUCCAGACAGUCCUGUAUUCACUGGAGAGACAGUCAAUCUGACGUGUGUGAUUGAGUCUUACAGUAACUGGAGAUAUGAGUGGUAUAAAGGCGGAAACAACAGUGUAAUGUUACAGACGUCUGAGCGUUACACUGUAAACAGAGACACUCUCACUAUCAGAGGAGCUACUGAGUCUGAUCAGGAUCAGUACACGUGUAGAGGACAGAGAGAUGAAAGACCAAAAUCAUCAGAAUCAAGCUCUGUUUCUUUCUCUGUGACGGAUCGGAGUGUGAAUGCAGAUAUGGGGCAGCGAUCACCUGAUUGA
Messenger RNA from Sinocyclocheilus rhinocerous, 1664 nucleotides. Its product is annotated as basement membrane-specific heparan sulfate proteoglycan core protein-like. The transcript is spliced from 7 exons. Bases 36 to 1664 code for a protein of 542 amino acids. The record is from RefSeq and is a predicted model, not a curated record. NCBI's taxonomy places the organism in Eukaryota, Metazoa, Chordata, Actinopteri, Cypriniformes, Cyprinidae.